AUGCCAUUAUAUUUAACUCAUAAUUUACGCUAUGUUUCAAGAAAUUUAUGUUCCCAUUUUCUACGGGUGUCAGUUCUUUUCAGAGAUGUGACAUUAAUUUGCGAAGAUGCGGAAGAUAUUUGGCAUGUUUAUAACAUUAUACGUAUAGGUGAUACUGUUCGAUGUUCGACAUUCCGAAAGGUUACGACUGAAUCAAAUACCGGGAGUACUUCAAGUCAACGUGUGCAAACGAAUUUAGCAAUCUGUGUGGAAGCAACCGAUUAUGAUACUGUUGGCAGCAUUUUGCAUCUAAAAGGAAAAAAUGUUGAAGCUAAUGCGUAUGUUAAAAUUGGUGCUUAUCAUACUCUCGAUUUAGCAAUUGGUCGAAAAUUUACGAUCUAUAAAUCUGAAUGGGAUUCUGUUGAUAUCGAUCGUCUAAAUUUAGCUAUAAAUGUAGUUACGAAUGCCGAUGUAGCUGCUGUUAUUAUGCAUGAAGGUCUUGCCCAUAUAUGUCUUUUAACUGAUACUAGGACAGUGAUACGCGCAAAGAUUGAUAUGCAGAUUCCUCGGAAACGAAAAGGUUUUGGAAGUCAACAUGACAAAGGCAUAGAAAAAUUCCUUGAAGCUAUAGCAGUUGCAUUUGUUCGUCAUAUCGAUCUUACAGUUAAUAUUUUUAAAUUUCGCUUGUUGAACGUUUUAUUGGGUUUUAUAAUGGAUUCAUCGGUCUUUUAUUUAUUCACUUUAUUUACAAAUAUCAUUUGGAUAUGUAAUUCUUAUGAUGCUAAAUAA
Dracunculus medinensis (Guinea worm) is the source of this 768-nucleotide messenger RNA. NCBI's taxonomy places the organism in Eukaryota, Metazoa, Nematoda, Chromadorea, Rhabditida, Dracunculidae. The record is from the annotation of a GenBank genome assembly.